Nanorana parkeri is the source of this 1391-nucleotide messenger RNA. It is a transcript of the gene PLEKHA3, whose product is annotated as pleckstrin homology domain containing A3. The coding region runs from base 231 to 1169 and encodes 312 amino acids. The transcript is spliced from 8 exons. Gene Ontology annotation, biological process: receptor recycling; endosome organization; retrograde transport, endosome to Golgi. The record is from RefSeq and is a predicted model, not a curated record. Gene Ontology annotation, cellular component: early endosome; trans-Golgi network; recycling endosome. NCBI's taxonomy places the organism in Eukaryota, Metazoa, Chordata, Amphibia, Anura, Dicroglossidae.
AGGAAGUGAAUGAGCCGCCAUAGGGGCAGUGCAGAGUGAACGGGAAGCGCAGUGACAGGCGGAGGAGGGGGAGGAGGAAGCAGCUGUGUUCGGGUUGUCUGUAUGGGGGCUCCGAGCUCGGUGUCCAGGCUAUACGCCGGACUAUCACCCGGCACCAUGAUCAACCACCCGGCCACUGCACAGCGAUCAGCCCCGGCCGUCUAGUCCGUCCUCCUCCCAUCAGGCCGUGCAUGAAGCCAGAGGAUGAGCCUGACACAGCACUGAGCUCAGCUAUGGAAGGAGUUCUCUACAAAUGGACCAAUUACAUCACAGGUUGGCAGCCUCGCUGGUUUGUUUUAGACAAUGGUAUUCUUUCAUACUACGAUUCCCAAGAUGAUGUCUGUAAAGGCAGCAAAGGAAGUAUUAAAAUGGCUGUCUGUGAAAUUAAAGUUCACUCAACAGACAACACGAGGAUGGAGCUCAUCAUCCCUGGAGAACAACACUUCUAUGUCAAAGCUGUAAAUGCUGCAGAGAGGCAGAUGUGGUUGGUAGCGUUGGGGAGUUCUAAGGCCUGCCUGACUGAUGACAGGACCAGGAAAGAGAAAGAAAUCGGCGAAACCAAUGAAUCUCUGAAAACCAAAAUGUCAGAGCUGCGGCUAUAUUGUGACCUGCUCAUGCAGCAGGUACACACCAUCCAGGAGUUUGUCAGUCAAGAUGAGAAUCGGCCAUCGCCAAGUGCUGAGAAUAUGAAUGAAGCAUCUUCAUUGCUCAGUGCAACCUGCAACACCUUUAUCACCACACUUGAAGAAUGUGUCAAGAUUGCAAAUGCCAAAUUCAAACCAGAAAUGUACCAGCUGCCUCCUCAUGAGUGCUUAGUGUCUGCCGUAUCUCCUUCUCCUAUACAAAUGAUGAAGCGAUCCAUGAGUCACCCAGGCACCUACACUUCAGACAGGAAUACCUAUUCUCUAAAGGAACAUAUAUCAAUUCAUCGGGCUUCUCACAGGAGGCGAAGUGCUUACUCUGAUACAGAAGCAGCCAGUGAUGGUCCUGUAGAAGACACUGAUAGGUCCAUGCACUACCCCAGAGUUGGAAUCAAUGGUGACUUACCUCCUGCAAGUCUGGCAGAUAACAGGAUUAGAUCAAAGCAGCCUUCUGAAACAGAGGAUUCCUCCGCAUCUUUUUCUUCCUGAACCCCAAGAGGACAUUUUAGGUAAUCAAAGACUUUGUAAACAUCUUGCUAUGCAAAGACUGCCCGUAUCAGACUCUUGUGACAUAGAAACGUUUGUUGGAUCUUUAGAUGGAUGUCUCUGCACUUUAUAUAAUAAUGUCUGAGUGAACUUUGAAGUCAGUUUUAUCUUUGUACAGUUUAUUUCCAAAAGUAUUUUCCUACUAACCUUUGCAGUCUGAAUGUG